Abrus precatorius (Indian licorice) is the source of this 1668-nucleotide messenger RNA. RefSeq lists its product as uncharacterized. The transcript is spliced from 2 exons. NCBI's taxonomy places the organism in Eukaryota, Viridiplantae, Streptophyta, Magnoliopsida, Fabales, Fabaceae. Bases 1 to 1668 code for a protein of 555 amino acids. The record is from RefSeq and is a predicted model, not a curated record.
AUGGUUCGCGGAGGGAAUCCAAAUGGUCCUAUAAUGGAUCUAGAGUAUCUUAAAUUUGCAGAAUUUAGAAAAGCUAACUCGCCUAACUUUAGAGGAGCCUUUGAUCCUGAUAAAGUAUUUUUUGUUUUAGAUUGUACAAACUGUCAGAAGGUGGCCUUUGCCACCUAUAUGUUGGAAGCAGAUGCGAAAUUUUGGUGGAAUGGUGUACGAAGGUUAUUAGAAGAAUCCCAAACUGAAAUCACUUGGGAUGUAUUUAGUGAUCCGUUCUAUCAGAAGUAUUUUCCUGCUUUUAUCCGUAAUGCCAAGGAACUAGAAUUUAUGCAACUUCAUCAGGGAAACAGUAGUAUAUCGGAGUAUAUCGCUAAUUUUGAGGAGUUGUGUAAGUUUUCCACAAUCUAUCAAAAGAACCCCAAUGAGGUUUGGAAGUGCGUGAAGUUUGAAGGUGGACUGCGAGAGGAUAUUCUUGCCACCAUAAGGCCAAUGGAGAUAAGAGGUUUCCCUACCUUAGUUAACAAGUGUCGAUUUGUGGAAGACUGUAAUAAAAAGUUGGUUGCUGUUAGGUCAACCAAUAGUAAAUUUAAGAAGGGAUUGUCUACGCAAGCACCAAGGUUCAAGCCUAACUUUCAACAACAGAGGAUGUUCCAACCUACUAGUAAUAAAGGUAAUUGCGUGUCUAUUUUGCAAAUUCCAAUUUCUGAGUUAUCAUACGAUUUGUUGGUAUCUACUCCAACCAACAAACCUGUUAAAACUAGUCAGAUAUGUAUGAAUGUUCUUCUCCAAAUUAAUGAUAGAACUUUUUCAGCCAAUUUGAUUUGUCUUCCUCUGUCUGGAUUUCAUAUAAUCUUGGGCAUAGAUUGGCUUUCUGCUAAUCGUGUCAUGCUCAAUUGUUCUGAUAAGACUGUAAUUUUUUCCUCUGUUUCACUUCCUAAAUCUCAAAACUUAGUAAACCUCUAUUUGAACUCCAUAACUAUAAAUCAUUGCGGACUAGAGAGCCAGGGUUUCCUUCUUCUGUCAACCAGUGUGACAGAAGUUAAUAAAAGAAUGGAAGAUAUUCUAGUUGUCAAGGAAUACCCUGAUGUAUUCCUAGAGGAUAUUCUCGAAUUUCCUCCUGAAAGGGAAAUAGAAUUCACCAUUGAACUAGUGCCGAGGACAGGGCCAAUAUCUAUAGCUCCAUAUAGGAUGUCACCUUUAGAAUUAACAGAACUUAAAAAGCAGAUUGAAGAACUCUUGGAAAUAGGAUUUAUACGACCGAGUGCAUCACUAUGGGGAGCUCCAAUUCUGUUAGUCAAAAAGAAUGAUGGAGGUAUGUGGCUAUGUGUAGAUUAUAGACAGUUGAACAAGAUGACAAUUAAGAAUAAAUAUCUAUUUUCAAGAAUUGAUGACCUCAUGGAUCAGUUGCAAGGGGCGAUGGUAUUUUUCAAGAUUGACCUACGUUCUGGAUAUCAUCAAAUUCGAGUUCGAGAGCAAGAUAUUCCCAAGACAUCAUUUCAAACCCGUUAUGGACAUUAUGAAUACACUGUGAUGUCCUUCGGGUUGACAAAUGCACCAGCAAUAUUCAUGGAUUAUAUGAAUAGAAUAUUUCAACCAUAUCUUGAUAAAUUUGUGGUGAUGUUUAUUGAUGCAUACUUGUUUACUCGAAGACAAAACAGGAGGAUAAAGAGCAUUUGA